UUUCAUUAACGAUCAUUCAUAGUAAAACGCUUGUUUGUCGAUCGCGUUCUAAGAAUUUGUUAUCUGAGGACAAUUAAAUGUCAAAGUCAUUUCUCGAUCAAUUUUAUAAUUAAAAUUUACGUUUUCAAUUUUCAUUCAUUGUGUCAGUGAAUUAGCAAAAUUAAAUAGUACGUUAAGAAAUUGAACAGCAAAUGGAGUGAAGAUUUCAAAAAAACAAGUAAAUACACUGAACACUUCAUGUUAUAUGCGGUAAACGUAGCGCAGUCCAGGAUGUGGGCAGCGGGCGUGGCGGCGUGCGCGCUGCUGGCCGCCGCCGGAGCCCUGCAGCAGCCGCGCUGUCAGGACAUCACCAUCCCCAUGUGCCGCGGCAUCGGCUACAACCUCACUUCCUUCCCCAACGCGCUGGACCACGACACGCAGGAAGAAGCCGGACUAGAGGUUCACCAAUAUUGGCCCCUCGUCGAGAUCAAGUGCUCGUCGGACCUAAAGUUCUUCCUGUGCUCCGUGUACACGCCGAUCUGCAUCGAGGACUACGCGAAGCCGCUGCCGGCGUGUCGCAGCGUGUGCGAGCGCGCGCGGGCCGGCUGCGCGCCGCUCAUGCAGCAGUACGGGUUCCCGUGGCCCGAGCGCAUGGCGUGCGAGCAGCUGCCGCGCGCCGGCGACCCCGACCAGCUGUGCAUGGAGGAGACGGAGCGCGCGCACGAGCCCGAGCCGCCCCGCCCGCCGCCCCGCAAGCCCGCCAAGAACAACUGCAAGGAUCCAAAAAACUGCGGCGGCGCGGCGGCUGCGGGCGCCGGCGACGCGGCCGAGUGCGAGUGCGCGUGCCGCCCGCCGCUGCUCGCCGCGCCCAACACCAGCGCCGCGCCCGGCCUGCGCCCCCCCGCCUGUCUGCAGCCCUGCCGCGGCGCCUUCUUCACCGCCGACGAAAAACACUUCGCGGCCGUCUGGGUGGCGCUGUGGAGCGGCCUCUGCGCCGCCUCCACGCUCAUGACGCUCACCACCUUCCUGAUCGACUCGCAGCGGUUUAAGUACCCGGAGCGCCCCAUCGUGUACUUGUCGGCCUGCUACUUCAUGGUGUCGCUGGGCUACCUGGCGCGCCUGGCGCUGGGGCACGACGAGAUCGCGUGCGACGGGCCGGCGCUCAAGGUGUCCGCCAGCGGACCCAGCGCGUGCACGCUCGUCUUCAUCUUGGUCUAUUUCUUCGGAAUGGCGUCGUCGAUCUGGUGGGUGGUGCUGUCCUUCGCGUGGUUCCUCGCCGCCGGACUCAAGUGGGGCAAUGAAGCCAUCGCCGGUUACGCACAGUACUACCACCUGGCCGCGUGGCUCGUACCGGCUGCGAAGACGGUCGCCGUGCUGCUGGCCGGCGCCGUUGACGGCGACCCGGUGGCCGGGAUCUGUUCAGUCGGCAACUCUUCUCCGGAAAAUCUCAAGAAAUUCGUGCUGGCGCCGCUGGUCGUGUACUUCGGUCUGGGCGCGACGUUCCUGCUCGCCGGGUUCGUGUCGCUGUUCCGCAUCCGGUCGGUGAUCAAGCGGCAGGGCGGCGUGGGCGCGGGCUCCAAGGCGGACAAGCUGGAGAAGCUGAUGAUCCGCAUCGGCGUGUUCAGCGUGCUGUACGCGGUGCCGGCGGGCGCGGUGCUGGCGUGCCUGGCGUACGAGGCGGCGGGGCACGCGGGCUGGCUGCGGCGCGCCGCGUGCGGCUCCCGCUGCGGGCCGGCGCCGCUGUACGCCGCGCUCAUGCUCAAGUACUUCAUGGCGCUGGCGGUGGGCAUCACGUCGGGCGUGUGGAUCUGGUCGGGCAAGACGCUGGACUCGUGGCGCCGCGUGUGGGCGGGCGGGCGGCGCGUGCCCCCGCCCUCGCAGCGCGCGCUCGUCAAGGGCGCCGUGUGACGUGCGGCCGCGGCCCCUCCCGCCGCCCCGCUCGCUGCCCCCCUCGCCGCCCCCCUCGCCCCGCCACUGUCAGACUACGGUCCGGUGUAGCGUGACGUCACACAGCCAUUCUCUCUAUUUGAUGAACGUGUCCCUCACCGAGGCCGGCGGGGCCGCGCGACGUCCGCCGCGUCCGAUUCGUCCCGGACGUAGUUCGAUUCGAACUGUCGAACAAUUGUUUACUUGCCAAAAAAAAAAAAGAAGCACGUACGCUCGUGCGCCGUGCGGAUCAUAAACUGUAUAAAUAAACAUUAACAAGAUAUGUAACUCAUUGUAUACUGUAGUCCCUAGUGAUCUCUUGUAAAUACUUCGUCCUUAGUGUCGAAGUUCGCGACUGUUUCGGUCGUCCGGCUGAACCCUCGUCCGCGGCCGCGCUCCCGGAACAGUCGCGAACUCGUUUCUUUUUAUAAAUCAUGUAUUUGUAGUAGAAUGAGCUGCUUGUGAUUUUCCCUUCGUUGUAAAUAGUCCGGUGAAGUUUCCGGAGGCGAUCCAGAGAUGGCGCCAGUAGUCACUGCCAUCUAGCGGUGCUCCGCGGAGUGACGCGUCCUCCCGAGUGACGUAAACAAGACUAAAUUGUAACCCUCGAGCCGAAUGAAUGCUUUUAUACAGAAAUUUAACAAUGAAUGCUCAAAAAAUUGAAAAAAAUAAUAUUAGGAAAGUAGAACGUAAUUCGUGCAAUUGACCUCGUAUGUAAUCUAUUUGUACUUUCGACAUUUAAGAAUAUUAGAGAAAGGUUCUAAAUAUGUAAAGAAGCCGCAGAAUCGCAUGAAACAAUGUACGUAAUUUAUUUUAUAUUAUCUAAGUGUAGAUAACGAAUAAAGCGAUUUUUUAUGUACA
This is a messenger RNA of Bombyx mori (domestic silkworm), 2763 nucleotides long. It is a transcript of the gene fz2, whose product is annotated as frizzled-2. Lineage: Eukaryota; Metazoa; Arthropoda; Insecta; Lepidoptera; Bombycidae. The record is from RefSeq and is a predicted model, not a curated record. Gene Ontology annotation, molecular function: Wnt receptor activity; Wnt-protein binding. The transcript has 4 exons. Gene Ontology annotation, cellular component: plasma membrane. Gene Ontology annotation, biological process: canonical Wnt signaling pathway; non-canonical Wnt signaling pathway. Bases 238 to 1887 code for a protein of 549 amino acids.